Messenger RNA from Salvia miltiorrhiza (redroot sage), 3382 nucleotides. Its product is annotated as putative late blight resistance protein homolog R1C-3. Gene Ontology annotation, molecular function: ADP binding. The record is from RefSeq and is a predicted model, not a curated record. Gene Ontology annotation, biological process: defense response to other organism. Bases 363 to 2573 code for a protein of 736 amino acids. The transcript has 2 exons. Lineage: Eukaryota; Viridiplantae; Streptophyta; Magnoliopsida; Lamiales; Lamiaceae.
UAAAAAUGUCAAAUUGUCAUUAUUUAUGAGUUAGAUUGCUUGCAGCUGUUAUAAUUUUCAACGCGCUUGAUCAACUGCUCAAUCUUCAUAAUUAAUCUUCCCUAUAAUUAUUCUUCCACACCUUAAUUUGCCUUCAAAAUCAUCAAUACAUCCAUUUUACCAUCGUAUCAAAAUCAUUUACUAAAAUUCUUGAAUGUUUCUGAGAUUGUAUCAAAACCAGCUGCCGCCGCCGCCGCCGCCGUUGACUUGUGCCAACUCCUCCACGAGAGGCGAUUUCUACCACACAGUUUUGGAAGAAAAUUUCUGAGCUAAGUUUGUGGAAGCAAUUUUAUUUCAACGAUCAGCAGAUUAUUUAUUUGGACAUGGCGGCUUAUGGUGCGGCGGAUUCUCUGAAGAAUACGAUUGAGCGUAUUCUACAAUCGUCUCGCAUUUCUCUCGUUUCCCACUCUCCACAAAUACUACCCUCAGCUGAUUAUGGUGCAGUGACUUUUCUCAAGAAUACGAUUCACUGUAUUCUACAAUUGUUUUGCAUUUCCCCCUCUCCACAGAUCUUACUACCUGCCUACGACGAGGUGGAUCGCUUGCAGAAUGUUCUGCUCAAAUUGGACGACACCAGCUGCAGCAAGAUCAGGACGAAGGUGAAUGCUGCGGAUGAACUUAUAAAAGAAGCAAUUUGGGAAUUUGAAGAUUUACUCGAAUCCCAUGUCUUACCUCAGAUUCUUCCACAACUCGACAGCGAGAGAGACAACUUGUCAUUCUCUGUAGAGCUGCAGAGUCUGCAACUCCAUGUUGAUUGCUUCGUCGAGAAGAUGAAGAAGAUGGAGGAGGAAUACACUUAUGAAAUGGAGAAUAUGCCUGAAGAAGAAGGUGAGCCUAUUUCCUCAAGAAUCGAUUUUGGUGGAAUCAACUCAAAGAUGGUUGGAUUAUCUCAUGAAUUUCGAAAAGCCAGAGAUGAUCUUCUUGAAGAUAAAAACUAUUCGAUUAUUGGGAUGGCGGGCGUUGGGAAGACAACUCUUGCUAAGCAUAUUUUUGAAGAUCCAUCAAUUCGGAGCCAUUUUGAGUUUCGAGCAUGGGUCAGAGUGGGCAGAAAAUGUGAAUCCAAUGAACUAUUACGAUGUGUUCUAGCUCAAGUGGAUCCCAACGCUUACCAAAUGCUUAUUCAAGGAGAUGAUGAUGAGGAGGAAUUAGUUGGACGAUUGAAAGAAACAUUGAAGCAUAAGAAAUGUCUCAUCGUGUUGGAUGAUGUUUGGAAAGCAACUCAUUGCUUGACAAGUUGCUUACGAGAAAAGAAAAUUGGUAGAAGGAUUCGAUUCUUACUUACAAGUAGAGAUAAUAUAAAAUUCUCGCAGCAUGGGUACGAAAGAGUACGCUUGUUGAAUGAAGAAGAAAGUAAGGAACUACUUGGUGAGAAGGUUUUUGGUGAAGAGGGUUUCCCUCCUCAACUUGAGAAACUCGGAGAGAAGAUUGCCAAGAAAUGUGAAGGUCUUCCUCUUAUGAUAAUCACGGUUGCAGAGCUCCUAUCAAAAGCCGACAAGACCCCAGAAUACUGGACUGAGGUACUCGUCAAACAACAUAGUCCAGUCUUCCUAGAUGCAUAUAAUCAAAUAUCAGAGGUACUUUACCCAAGCUAUGAUUACUUACCCCAAUAUUUAAAAAUGUUAUUUCUCUACAUGGGAGCUUACUGUCCAUAUAUGGAUAUUGAUCUAACCACGCUCAACGCUACGUUGAGUGCUGAUAUGUUUCUUCAACCUAGUGGAGAAGAAAGUUUUGAAUAUUUUUGGCAGACAUGCUUGAGCAAGCUUUAUAUGUGGUAUCAUCUUGUUCUCGACACAUCACAUGAUGAUUACUAUUGGAGCAAGCUUAAGUAUCGUGUGCAUUCUUGCUGGCAGCACGUGUGUAGGGAAGAAGCUAGUAGGGUCAAGUUUCUGCAUGUCUUACAAAGUUGUGACGAUGUUAUAAAAGACCAACGCCGCUUGUGUGCCCAUUGGAACAGUUUAUUCUGCUUCAAACAAGUGUGUGAUUCGAUAAAAAGUGAUUGUGCAUCCAUUGUCCGUUCUCUCCUUUGCUAUGGUCCUUAUCACCCAUAUCCACUGCCAAUACAUGCCAUGGGUUUCAAGUUGCUCAAGGUACUACAUGCUAUUAAUGUCCGAUUUUACCAUAUCCCAACUGAAAUUUUCAAACUAGUUUGUCUACGAUAUCUUGCCAUAACUUACAACGGUGACCUCCCUGCUUCCAUAUCCAACCUUUUUCACCUUCAAUUUUUGAUUAUUGGUAGACAUAUGAACAUUAAAAAACGUGGAGUUCAGUCUUUUGUGCCUGUGCAAAUUUGGAACAUGCAAGAACUACAACAUUUAAAUCUACUAGGAAGGGACCUACCAACCCCUAAUUCUAAUGAUGCUACAUUGAACAAACUCACCACACUUUUUGGUGUGAGUGCAAACAGUUGUACAAGGGAAGUUCUCAAAAGAAUUCCUAAUUUAAAGUCAUUAGGGAUUGAAGUGGAGUUGAAGCCUUAUGAUGAUGAUGAAGAAACCAACCCAUUGAGUUCUUUAAGUUAUAUAUCAAAACUCUAGAAUUUGGAAGCACUUGCAUAUGAUAUCACGAAUCCGGAGAUAAAGAGUGAGUUUCCUACUAUUCUUCAUCUUUCAAUGUUCCCAUCAAGUCUCAUAGUGUUAUCUUUGAGUGGGUUGGGAUAUCCUUGGGAGUCUCUAAAUGACAUUGGUUUGCUGCUGCCAAAACUCGAGCUUCUCACAUUACAGUGCUAUGCCUUUCGAGGCCCAGAGUGGGAAAUAAAACCGGGGAGUUUCUUGAAUCUUAUUGAACUUCGAAUUGUAGACACCGAUUUGGUGCAAUGGAGACCUCAACGUGGAAGCCUCCCGAGGCUUCGUGCACUAAGGAUGGAGCACUGCUACAAAUUGCAACAACUCGAUUUGUCGAAUGAUCAGUCUUCGAUGACGUCCAUUGAAUUAGAGGAGUGCAAUCCUUUAGUUGUCUUUUGUACCAAUCAAUUAAAAGGCUCGUUUUACAUCAAACUUAUCACUCGUUCUUCUUUUUGAGCUCAAGUGACUCAGCAACUUGCCCGACAGGUUAGUCUUAUACUACUUUGCAAUAUAUAGCACGUCUUAAUGUUUCUUCCCUGCUCCUUCUCUUUUUUCACAGACAACUCAAAUCAGUUCAUGUCAAAAAUAUAUAUCUUCGUUAUAGUCACAUUUCUAUAAAUUUUCAGGCAAAUGGGAGAGCUGAAGGGGUCAGACUCGUGUGAAUUUAAGGAUUGUAACUUGAUUUGGAUUUUGUUGAGGAUUAUGAAACUUGAAUGCUGAAAUUGUUGUAAGUUGGAUUUGUGUGAAAGCAUUACUUGUUAUGCAUGAUUUCACUUUGUUUU